GGUUUAGUGCUGGUUCAUUCAUUUCUCUACAUUUGAAAUUUCUACGGUCGUAUACGUUUAUAAUAUUAUCUAUUUUCUAUCAUGAAGCUCAUCCAUAUCCUCACUGUGGCGAUUGGUGUCCAGGCCAUUGCUGUUCCUAGAUUCGUUUCAAAAAGAGGAACUGGAAUUACAGUCAACGGUGACGGCAGCAGCAACGUCGGAGGCGAAUCCGGCAUAACGACGAACGCAGACGGGUCCCAAAGCAUCGGUGGAGCAAGCGGGAUCAAUGUCGCCGCGCCGAAGGGAAACAAGACAACCGGAGCAGCAGGAGCCACAGGAACGGGAGCCAACAAGCCUCAGGGAACGGGUAAUGCAGCAGGUCUUGCUGCUUUGCUUGGUGCUUUGAACAGUGCUGGGUCGUCAAAGAAUAGUACGUCGACUGCAUCGAGCAAUUCGACGACUUCGGGGACGGAUGGAUUGGCUGCUUUGGUUGGGGCGCUGGAGGGUGCGAAUGCGGGGUCGGGUGAGAAGAGCAAUAGUACUGCUGCGACUGCUGCUUCUGGAGAGGCCGCUCCUGCUGCUGCGGAGAAGUGAGAGGUUACAGCCUCGAUGAAAAUGGAGAGAAAAAGUCGAACAAAAGGUCGCAGGCGGCCUACAAAGAUGUGUAGAAACUAACUGAGUGUGAUUACCAGGACUGUAUGAUAACCGAC
Mollisia scopiformis is the source of this 689-nucleotide messenger RNA. RefSeq lists its product as uncharacterized. The record is from RefSeq and is a predicted model, not a curated record. NCBI's taxonomy places the organism in Eukaryota, Fungi, Ascomycota, Leotiomycetes, Helotiales, Mollisiaceae. The transcript has 3 exons. The coding region runs from base 82 to 573 and encodes 163 amino acids.